Symbiodinium sp. CCMP2456 is the source of this 1548-nucleotide messenger RNA. NCBI's taxonomy places the organism in Eukaryota, Dinophyceae, Suessiales, Symbiodiniaceae. The record is from the annotation of a GenBank genome assembly.
AUGAUUGGUGGCUGGCGACCCUGGGCCACAGAGGAGGACCUGCAUGUUUGUGUGGUGGACUUUCAGGGCAGUUCCAUCAAGGAGCCAGCGCUGGCCGACGACUCCGACCGCCCAGAACGUCGCCUCCGGCACUCCAGCUGCGUUGUACAGACGCCGUCGGGCGAAGAAGCUAUUCUCGUUCUCGGUGGCUGCAACGAUCGAACGCACGAUCCCUGUGAUGGGCUGCAAACGCUGCUACUCUUACAGACGGAUCUGAGCGACACAAACAAACUUACAUGGAAGAAGCUCUCUGCAGGUGGACAGAUGCCCAAAGCUAUUUGGCAUCACACAGCCGAUUCGUUUGCUUCUCGACGAUGCGUGGUCGUCUUCGGUGGUGACAUACCAACCCGAGAUCCCGAGUUUACUUUUAUUGGUGAUCGGGCGUAUGCGAAUUACGUUUAUGUUCUGACUAUGGAGACACAGCAGUGGGCCCGUGUACAGACUGAUGGGUAUGUUCCCGGGUGGAGGUCUUUGCAUGCCGCGGUGACCUUCACAUCGUUCGAACACAACUGCGAGCAGCUUGUUAUGGUGGGCGGUUGCGAGGACCGCGUUGAGAUUUUCAAUGCUGGCAAGCCUGCCAAGAUGAUUGCGUAUGCCUUGAAUCUGAGGACCAUGAAGUGGAGGCGGGGCCCAGAGAGAAAAAAACAGAACGAUGCUCGUGCAGUCUUCCUCCCAGCACCCCGGAUGCGUUUUGCAGCACAGCGCUAUGGGCGUCACCUGCUCGUGUAUGGCGGUCAUGGCAACGGCACCAUUCCGGAAGACGAGGGGCUGCUGCAUUUGAACUCAAACUCCUUGGUCUGGCAGAGAGCCACUGUGCUCAACGAGGCCUCGGAGUUCGGCGUUGUGCCGGCUGCCGCGCUGGCCGCCGGCUGUGUUAUAGGUGGAGUGCAGCUGGGCUCUCGCGGGGCGCAGCCGGUGCCGAAGCUGGACAUGCUCGUUCUCGCCGGUCCGAAACAGGUGUCCUAUGCCUCCCUGGGGAGUGGGCUCUUGCGCUUCGACUUUUGCUUGUUGGAGCUCCUGCUUGCAGAAGGAGUGCCAGUAUCAGCCGUUCACCUCGUGGACUCUCAAUAUGAUCCGGAUGCCAAGGGCUACCUGCGCCACCGCGUGGCACUGGCCCAGUUCGCUUCCUGGUUUACCGGCCGGGGCGUGGAUGUUUAUGCGCACUACUCCCUUGAGAGAUAUGCCUUUGAGGCUCGGCGCUCUACUGCACUGCCAGCAGCAGUGGUGCAGGUUGACUGCACAGAGCUCACAGCUGUGUUUGAAAAGGAGGUGAAGCCAAUGUUGGAAGAGGUGUUGCAGUACGGCGGCCUGUACUGCACCCUGACUUCACGAGAGGGCGCCUCUGGCGCAGGAUCCCUGGGAUCAACGAAUGCUUGGGCAGAGUUCUGGCGAUUGCACCCGGACACUGGUCGCAUGAAGCUGGAGUCAUUGACCUGCUUCAGGCCUGGUGAUCGAAGCGGGACGCAGGUGGACGUCAAUGAGCCCUUGCCUCGCGCGGUUGAUCACUGA